Micropterus dolomieu (smallmouth bass) is the source of this 1008-nucleotide messenger RNA. RefSeq lists its product as uncharacterized. The transcript has 6 exons. NCBI's taxonomy places the organism in Eukaryota, Metazoa, Chordata, Actinopteri, Centrarchiformes, Centrarchidae. The record is from RefSeq and is a predicted model, not a curated record. The coding region runs from base 182 to 1006 and encodes 274 amino acids.
UGAAUACUUUCCAUACCCACUGUACUUGGAUUAUUACUAAUGGAAGAGUUUCAGAUGUUGACUAAUUAUUUCUUUCCAGGUGUCUGUGAGGAGUGAAGUCACCUGCACAUCUGGGACAAAGACCGAUGACUGGAAUGCUCUCAAACUUGCACAUAGCUCCACCACUUCAGAUUGGCAGGUGAUGUUUCAGAGGGCGGAGGAGCAGUUACCGCCCGUAAAACUCUCUGAAGCUCACAAGCAGGGUUACAUGUUCAACUUCACAGAUGGAAGGCUGGUAUUUCGUACACCAUAUGGACAACCUGGCUCACUUAGCACUAAGGUGAAUGGUGUUCCAGUAGAGGUGGUCCAUGCAACUCUGUUCUCCAGACAAAGAUGGGUCGUCCUCAUAGUCGACCUGGUGGCUGCUUGCUCCGUGGAUGAAGGAUCAUUUGACGACCGCGGCUACAUGGUGUGGGAGACUCCUGAUGCACUGUACCCAGGUCUUCACAGCACAAAACUCAACAUUGGACUCAAUGGUGAACUGAUGGAGCAGCUUGUUGCAGAGGAGAGAGGCUACAAUUUGAAGAAGCGCAACACCACACUGCAGAUCAGCAUUCCCUAUAAUGCAAAAGGGGGAUACAGGAAGAGCUUUGUGUCUGGCAACCUCUACGAGUUUUAUGUCUUUGAUUUGUACUUGGAGCAAAUCUCAGUGGAUGAGGAUCAAGUAGAGACCAGACUUCGCUUCCACAGGACACUGGCCACUCCCCUACUGCCACACCCUGUUUUCACUGCAAACCGAACGGUUCUUGAGGAGCGCACCUUCACGAUCUACCUCGGCGACGUCCCUGAAGACGUUGAGUUGGCAGCUGUUAAUUUGAAUGGACAAGAACCUACAGUUCCCUUUACAAAUGAGAGCAGCCGCGCCAUCACAAAUGUUGUUUAUCCCAACAACACUCAUGGCUACACCCUGAAGGUGCCUUUUGAUGACCCUGAUGUCAUACAGCAGGUAAAGAUCUUUCUGAAGUAGGC